Molecule: messenger RNA, 632 nt
Organism: Prunus avium (sweet cherry)
Lineage: Eukaryota; Viridiplantae; Streptophyta; Magnoliopsida; Rosales; Rosaceae
Source: RefSeq, a predicted model, not a curated record
AAAUUCCGAUUCAAAUGUUACAUUUUACAAAACUGUAAAAUUUGUUUAUACUUAAAAGAGUGUUCAACUUGGUUUACCAUUUUAAGUAUUCCAAUAUGUUUUCUUGAAAUAUAUGGUGAUUUGGUUUGUUGUGUUUUACAAUUGGGCAUUUGCUCGUGUGCCGAAACGGAGGGCCAAGCAGUUAAUGUGAUCAAGUUCGAUGUGAGAGGAUUGAAUCUGUUUAAUGGACGGCUGACGAUUGAGGCCUCCUUCAAGCAAGCAUCCAAAUCAAGAGUUGACAUCAAAUAUGACAACUCCACAAUCACUCCGGUUCAGUUGAUGAACGUGUUUCGGAAAAAUUACCAUCUUCUGCUUGGAAUCUUCAAUCCAGAGGGUUGGCUUGAGAUAACAUAUCUUGAUGAAACCAUGAGGAUCGGAAGGGAUGAUAAAGGCAACAUCUUCAUAUUAGAGAGAUCAAACGAAAAUUCGCUUCAAGCGUCAAGCUAGACUCAGUUCGUCGUUAUAUCCUUACCGGUUGAAAGAUUAUUUUUGAAGAGUACAUUUCGUUGCUGCAUUGUAGCACUUUUGAACAUUUUUGUAAUUGUAACUCAUAAAGCUGCAUAUCUGCGGUCAUCUUUUUUCCAGAGAAAUAA